Coregonus clupeaformis (lake whitefish) is the source of this 5511-nucleotide messenger RNA. Its product is annotated as protein moonraker. The transcript is spliced from 16 exons. Gene Ontology annotation, cellular component: centriolar satellite. Bases 294 to 2969 code for a protein of 891 amino acids. The record is from RefSeq and is a predicted model, not a curated record. NCBI's taxonomy places the organism in Eukaryota, Metazoa, Chordata, Actinopteri, Salmoniformes, Salmonidae. Gene Ontology annotation, biological process: protein localization to centrosome; centriole replication.
GGCGGUUUAAACAGUUUUAACAGUGAUUAGAUUGCUAGCAGCUGUCGAAGUGUAUCCCGUACAAAUAGUAUCUUAGCCACAUAUUUUCAAUUUCUUUAUAUGAUAAUAAUCGAAGUAUAAUGUUGCAUCCGGUUGCAUGGCUAGAUACGUACUGAAACGUUAGGCUAAGGUUGGCAAAAUGGAUCAAAGCUAACCGUUAGCCUAACGUUAGCUAGCUUUCUAGGCAGCUAGCCAGGGUUACAGCUGAAUUAGAAAUACCGGUAGCUAGCUAGCUAGGUGAUUUAGGAACAGCUAUGGCUGCAAACCUUCUGAAGGAGUCACCGAUGACCUUAGGACAAUCGAAAAGCUGGGUCACAUUAGGUCCAAAUCGUAGCACUCGACUUUCUCAGAAUCAAUUACUCUUCAAUGCAGCCAUGCCUGCCAACGCAUAUAACCGUGCCACCCAAGUUGGCCCACCUGCACCCAUUGUGAUUGAGAAGCUGAUGCCCUGGGUGGAGAAGCGGGAUGACCUGGAUAGCACCGGCAGCUCUCUGUGUUUCUCUGCUCUGUCUGAGGAGCGUCUGCUGGCUGCAGUCAGGCUGGCCAAGAGAGAUCUGAGGAAGAGACGACAGGAGUCAUUGAACAGCUCCCCCAUCAGACCACAGCCAGAGGAGACCACACCCAUCAAGAGCAAUGUGCAGCAGAAGGGGGUUGUUCCUAAGAGGAGGUCAAAGACGACCGGCACCAAAGAAGAAGUGACUCGGUCUGGAGCCAAGGUGCUUGUAUACACCCCCCAGAAGUACGUCUCCAUACCCCCUGGGCCUGAUCAUGGCCUGUCCCCCCCAACCAGAGACCCAGGCCCAAGGCAGACAGCCAGCCAGGAGCCCCACACAGCCCUCAGCCAGGAGGUCCGCAGGCUGCAGAGAGAGCUGGCCAACUACAUCCAGAGAAUAGAUCAGCUGGCUAACAGAGGGCGAAUGGUUAUAGAGUCCUUGGAGCCUGAUGAGCAGCGCAGGGUGGAGGUCCGCAGACAGGAACAGGCAGCCCGCUCUGCACGCAUCAUCUAUGUGCUACAACAACAGGUGAAAGAGAUCCAAGAGGAUUUAGACAAACUACGCUCACAGAAGAUUCAGCACACAAAUAAAUCCAGAGUGAUGAACAGGUUGGCUGCUGCCCACAGAGGGGCGGUCAGGGCCAUGCAGGUGUUCACUAAUCAGCUGUCUGACAUGUCUGAGGGCAGGAUGCCCUCCUAUUAUAAAGAGAUGGGCCAGCUGAUCCGCCAGCUCUCUCUGUGCUCGGCCAAGGUGGAGGUGGGCCAGGGAUCAGCCGUCCCAGAGACUGCCCUGGACAUCCUGCAGAAACUAGAGACCCUGGAUACUGCUCUAAGCAAGCAGGAGAGUCCAGCACAGAGGAGGCAGGCCCGAGUACGCAGCUCCUCCCCUGCACGCCACCGCAGGUCUCCACAUCGCAUUACGUCUCCUCCCCGUCCCCGUGCACACAGGGGCCCUGCCACCAGGGGUCUCAGAGGACCUCGUAGAGCAGCAGGCCCCAAGAAGUCCUUCCCUGUAGAUAGCAGAGCGGUCCCUCAGCAUCAGCAGCCCCCCAGAGCCACAGAGCCUCCUCCACAGCUGCAUCGCAGCCAGGUGCUCAGGGCUGGCCUGGAGAGCCUGGUCCAUCUCAGAGAAUUCAGGGAAGGAGGGGGGCAGGUCCCCAACAGUCAAGAAGGAGCACUGCACCCCGAUAGGACAAAGAAGCAGGGAGCCCAUGUGAGGGAUGCAGGUUUCCAGCAGCCCACAGUGGCUUCCAGGCUGAGAGUGUGUCAGCACCCACAGAAGGAGGCCUCUGUGCACUGGAUACCCACGUCACCUCACUCUCCUCCUAAACAACAACAACAGUGCUCCCCUCAGAAAAGGCAAGAGCCUCGAUGUCUCUUCUCCCCCCUGAAGCCCUCCUCAGGCCCCUCAGAGCAGCAGCUGAGUGGUGUGGUGACAGCAGAGCAGGACCAGGGUCUGACCUCAGAUAGACAGAGACAAGCCCACAACGAAGCCCUCAGGCAAGCCUGGCUGGACAGGAUGACCAUGCAGAGACUGAGGGACCUAAAUCAGCUGAGUAAAGAUGAAGCAGAACGCAUCCAGAGACUCCGGUCUGAGGUGGGCUCUCCAACCCAGUGGGCUGAGAGAGCUGAGCAGGAGGCCCGAGGGAGACUACAGCCUCUGUUGGACCAGGUCCUGGCUGCGGAGAGCGCUGAGGUGCUGAGUGAGGCCCUGCUAGCGGAGCUGCUGGCCGAUGCAGCGCAGGCCGCCUGGACGUCGGAGACAGACAGACAGACGGAGGGUUUGGCCCAGCUCCAGGCCCCCUCCCUGGAGAGCAUGCUGCUGCGCAUGGAGGAGAUGGAGAAAGAUCAGGAAGCUGUGAGGAGGCGCUUUGCUACCUUCACAUACUCAGACCCUCACUACUGGGACAGAGGGGACACAACUGGGCUUCAGAGGUCUGCUCCAGGCUCCAGGCCAGUCUCUCCUCAGCCUGUUAGGAUCACCAGGCCAGCACUGAGACACACCACCACGGCUGACAUUGUCCUGGAGAGCCCUGUGGAGGCCGGCCACAGUGUCCUGUCUGAGGGCAGCAUCAGGGAGGAGGACUCCCCAGAUCAACCUGGCCGCAGCAACAGCAGCACCUUCCCAGCCCCAGGGGAGAGGAGGGGAGAGGGGAUGCGACUCUCUGUGCCAGCCAGCAUGCAGAGGAGUAUCCAGCAGUACAGACAGGACCACGAGGCCUACCUCCGCCUGGUAGCCCAUAAUGCUGUCGGCAGCUUCAACCCCUGGGCUGUUGCAGAUAGUCUGGCAGAGGAGCUUAUGUCUGAGGUCCUGGCUGACGUUGCAGCAGAGUUCCAGGACGUCUGUGAGGAGUAUGCAGAGGCUGUCUUCACCUCAGAGUUCCUUCAACCAAUCACGUCACCUCCUGCUUCAGUUCCACCGUUAGACAGCCAAUAGACCUCUUCCUCUUCACGGACAUUGGGCGAGUUAGGUUUGCAUCGCCAGGUGUACUGCGUAGGUGGAUAUUUCAAUUCAGGACCAACGGAAUGGUCAAAAAUGUGCAAACUCCGCCCACCCCGGCCACCGGGCGAUGUAGAACGAGCUUGCCUAUUCUUUAGCUUUUAGCCAGCUAAUGAGAUUUCAGUUUUGACUGGGUUAAUGUUUAUAUAUAUAUUUAUUUGUGUUAAAUACUGCGUGAUGCAUCGGUUUUUACUAAAAUGGUGAAAGAACUGUGAAAAAAAAGGAUAAUUGGAAAACAUCCUGAUUGCAUUGAUGUGACAACAUUCAGAAUAGAUUCAGAAUAGAAUGGAACAAACGCAAUGCAGAUUAUUCCUAUUUGGCAGGUUCCUUUCUGUAGUUCUUACAGAGGGAUGGGUGAAUUCCGUUGGGAAAGUUAGUUUUGAAAAGCUUAGAGAGAACAUUAUGACAUUACAGAGGAUUAGAAGAUUAUGUCUCCCCUCUUUCCAUAUAUAAACCUCUCCCAGAGGAUUACUCACGCUUUCCAUUUCCACAUUGAAACAUGGAAGUAAAUUAAUUGUUUGGGGAAUUGACAAUAGGGGGAGAGCAAGCCAAGGGCACGAUUCAUUGAGUAACAGGAAAUCCGGAUAGUAUAUUGCAUUCAUUGAAAUUGUGUGCUUCACUUGCUAUGGCAUGCACCAAAUACUGUAUGUUAGCCAAAUGAGUCAUUUUAAAUUCAAUGAGAGAGCAUAUAUCAUGAGUGCACAUUGGAUGAGGGAGCCUUUACUGGUGUGGCGGAUGUUCUCAGGCCCCGGAGAGAGACUUGAAAGCAGCUGUGGAGGAGAGAGACACAUUCAGAUGUUGAGUUGGCCCCUAGGGGAACUGACUGUGGCAGGGGACAGAGAGUGACUGAGUGAAUUAGCUCACUCUGAAUCAGACCCUCUUUCUCUCCGCCAACUGUGUUUUGUGUGGGUGUCUGAAUACAUGCAGGCUUACACAGGCUUAUGCACGUACACAUGCCUCACUCUCACAGUUCUGUUUCAUUCCAGAGCUCUACACAAAUUGGAGUCUAGGAGCCAUCGCAGCAUUAUAAUAGGAGUUUUUGAAUUGAAGAAUACUUGAAAUUGAAAACUAAUAUUGUUUGUCUGUGAGAUUCAGAAUGGCUAAUUUCGAAUUAUUUUUCAUUGUCAUGGUGCUGAAUGCUGUCUUUUAAUACCUAGGUUGUGAAUGUGCCACCUUCCGCCCCAGACAGCCAACAAAGACUCAUCACAGAAAUGUAUUAUCAACACAAUUAACAAACAGAACAACAAGAUCUCUGUCUAUGAUCUAUUCUGAACAUAAUGAAAUUGGUUUUGUGUGCUUUGAUGCAUUUUCUUAUUGUGAUGUUUUAUGGCACAUUCGUGGCAGACUGUUUUAUACUGAUGCCCAAAGUUUAUUUUGUAAUAACCUUUUACUGGUACAAUAUUUAAAGGUUUUAUUUUGUCAAAAUGAGGUAUUAGGUGAUUCACUUGAUAACCUUAAUGAUAUCAGUAUUAUAACAUAUUUUUUAAAUGAGAUGUAUCUUGCUUUAUCAAUGGGAACUACAGCCACCCAGAUACAGGACUGGGUCUCCUUUUCCACUGUUCUAAUGGUGAAAAUGGCCUGUCCCUACAGUAUGUUAGCCAGUAUAAUUAUCCUUGUCAAAGACAGAAUUCAUGUGACCAUGAAUAUUGACUAUUCAUGAUAAUAUGAAUUCUGUGGUACACACAGUGACUAAUUUUGAGGCAAUAAUGUCCAUUCAGGCUGGAUAGAAUCAUUUUAGGUUUCCCUCAGGGACAGUUCAGCUGAUGGCUGGCACUUUUCAAAAUUCUUUGAAAAUUGGAUAUGAUCUUCACCCAAGUGAGAUCAUUUUUCUCUCUAUAGGACCCAUAUGGACAUAUUUACCUAUUUACAGAACCAGUGAUAUUCUGUUACUCUGAACAACUACUGAAGAGAUUGUAGUAGUUAGAGCCUUGCUCUGGGUGUGGAUAUGGAAGAGGAUUGCAGCUGCUCCAGUUGAGAAAUUGAUCAGCACAGUAUGUGCUCUCCCUGGGCUGUGAUCUCCCUGACAUCAUCAUAUAGUCUGACCUAUAAAAUCUCUGCAUCAGCAACGAGAGAGAAACAACCUUGUUGUGGGUAAUCUUAAAGCAGUGGCAGUCAGGGCUAGUUAUCAAAUGUGAAACACUUAUCCAUGGUUAGAAUUUGAAGAUGUAUUGAAAGCUAAGUCUGUGUGGACGGCUAAACGGCAAAAGGUAUUUAUUUCAGACUUGAGGUGCAACGUUCAUUGUUGUUAGUAGACUAUCUGCACAUGGGUUCAUCUCUUGGCUGCUUUUCUGCUAGAACCUACUGACCCUCACUCUGGAGCAGCCCAAUGUCUCUUAUGACAGACUGGUACAGAAAUGGGACAAAUCCAGUAGUGCAGAAAGACAAUUGGUUCUGAGUGCUGAGAUCAGGUGCUUUGAGUUGCACCCCCUUAUACCCUCAGGCAUGGACUCUACAAGGUGUCGAAAGCGUUCCACAGGGA